Gaeumannomyces tritici R3-111a-1 is the source of this 1447-nucleotide messenger RNA. RefSeq lists its product as hypothetical. The transcript has 2 exons. The record is from RefSeq and is a predicted model, not a curated record. The coding region runs from base 532 to 1290 and encodes 252 amino acids. Lineage: Eukaryota; Fungi; Ascomycota; Sordariomycetes; Magnaporthales; Magnaporthaceae.
GUCGACUGCCUCGACAAACCUCGUCGUGGCUGGCCGCCUCAAGGUGUAGCCCGGGCCUGACCGUCCGAGGGAACGGGCUCCCAAACUCCUCACCGGGGCUAGGGUCAUGCCCAUGGCUCUUGGCCAGGCCGUAUAUUCUCGGAUCCGUCUUGGCGGAUGCCACCCCGGGAUGGCUGACGUCGGCAGCAGAAGUCCCCGCUGCGAGGGGAAUUGUUGAUUGGCCAGAUCAUAUGGGAGUGAUAUUGCUUUGCAGGAACGGACGAACGCUCACCGAGGAGACCGGAAGACUGCCGAGAAUGGAUCGCGGCUGCGAUAACCAGAGGUGGGAAAUGACGCGCUGGGGUGCCGCCAGCCACGAUUCAGAACAUGUCGACGGGCAAAUAUCUACCAGACUCCGGGUAUAAAAGGCAGCAAGAGCGAACACGAAUGACCGUCACGCAAAAGGAGAAGCAACAGCCCAGCCCCCUACCUCUGCCAUCGCCAACCCCUUGACCACCAGCCAGCCCCAUCUCCAUCCCCAGCAAAGCAAACAUGCGCGCCUCCCCCACAUCUCUCGCCGCCACCACCGCCUCGGCGCUGUUGCGGCUCGCGGCGGCGCAGGCCCAGCCGGCCGACGGGUUCCACCUCGCCAGCAUCGCGGCUUCAUUCGCCGCCGGCUGCCUGGGGGCCGAGACGCUGCGGCUGGGCCUGACGGCGGCGGCCGUGACGGUCGAUUAUUACGGCAUGGGCACGGCGCCGCCGCGGUCGGCGGCGUGCGUGGCGCUGCUGGACCUGGGCGCCGUGCCCGACGGCUGGCGCUUCGCCGUCGAUGAGGUGCGGCACGACGGCCACGUGCGGCUCGCGGCGGGCGCGGCCGACGCGUCGACGCAGUUCGGCCUGGGCAUCACGAACAGCCACGUUGUCAACGCGCAGGACGGCGCGGCCGAGUUCAAGUGGAGCGUCAACUCGGGGUAUUUUGGCACGUUCAACAAAAAGCUCGACUGGGCCGCCAACGCCGACGUCGACGCCGACUUCAGCGUGGCGGUGCCGAGGGCCGAGACGGAGCGGCUGUGGUCGCCGUGCUUCGCGGGGCCAGACGAGCGGCGCAAGACGCAGCUGUCGAUGCAGACCUUCUUCCACUUCGACAACGCCACGGCCGCGGCUGCGCAGGGCUACUUUGGCCGCGCCGGCGACGGGCCCGCGCUGCGCACAACGGUGCCGCUCGUCUGGGAGAAGUGCGACCCGGCCUCGUCGCCGUUUGAGGGCUGGGGCCGGCACCUGCGCGUCGACGGGCCGUGCAGGAGGGAGUGAGAGAGCCCACUGUGUCCGAUCUGGGGGGAUCGGGCUCUUCGCGGGAAGUGGGGUGUGGCUGGUGGAUUACGCCACAGCAAAAAAGCGCCUUGAUUCCUUUGGAAUGACUGUCUUUUCCACAAUACAAAACCAAAUUGAGAAUUUAACGAUUGUUCCC